AUACAAGCUUUUAUCGACAAUAUCGUAAUCUAUUUAGACGAUGCUAAGGAUUAUAUACAGUACCUAGAUACAAUUUUCAGCCUCUUUGCCAACAAGAAUAUCGCUUUCUCACUAGCCAAGUUAUAUAUAGGAUAUCUAAGCGUUGAACUACUUAGCUUCUACGUUGAUAGCCUAAGCCUUACAACUACUAUAUAG
This is a messenger RNA of Thermothielavioides terrestris NRRL 8126, 195 nucleotides long. RefSeq lists its product as uncharacterized. The record is from RefSeq and is a predicted model, not a curated record. The annotation marks the transcript as partial. NCBI's taxonomy places the organism in Eukaryota, Fungi, Ascomycota, Sordariomycetes, Sordariales, Chaetomiaceae. The transcript has a single exon.